AUGUUCGGCAUUCGAGUGUUGAUGGGCAUACUGCUACACAGCGCAUGCUUCGUAUCCGUCUAUGCCGCCGGAGAUGGACUCGCCACAUGCCCGGCUGGCUGCAGAUGCAAUCCAUUGAGGAGUUACAUCAACAGCAUCAUUGUAGAAUGCAGCUUUCUUAACUUGUCAGAUAUUCCUCAGUCACGCCCAGACUCUGUCCACACUUUAGACCUUUCAUACAACGUAAUAAGAACUUUGAGAAACGAGAGCUUCCCCAAGUACAUAAGACUGUCAACUGUUAUAUUAUCAUACAACGAAAUGGAGGACAUUCAAGUGAAUGCGUUUGCUGGACUUCAGAUGAUAAGGACCAUAGACCUAUCGUACAAUAAAUUGAAGUCAAUUCAUCCAGAAAUAUUUGCAUCAAAUCCGAAAUUGGAAUUCCUGUCUUUGAGUUCGAAUCCACUAACGCAUCUUCCUUCCAAAUCUCCCAUUCUUGUAUCUGACUCAGUCAUCAGUCUGGACCUCAGUUCUUGUUUUCUCACUGAAAUUCAUCCACUCACGUUCUCCCGCCUUCCUAGACUGUGCAACCUGGACCUUAGUUCCAACCUCCUCCAGACUGUUUCGGUGAGGUCUCUGGAAAAUCUUCCAGAUUUGAAAACAGUGCAACUGGCCAACAACCGCUGGAACUGCAACUGCGAUGUUGUAGAGUUGAUGCAGUGGACAAGCAAGAGAAGAAGACAAGGUCCAGCUCACAGGCCGGUCAAGUGUUUGGAAGGAGGAAAAUACAGGACUUUAUGGACAGCGGCAGGCGGAGGUAAAUCCUGCAAGGAGUCUACAACUGCUGCUUCAUUUGUAGCAACUGAUAUGGCAGCUUCACUUGCAGCAAGUGAAUUUGUUAUACCAGUUGUAGUUUCACUUGCUACAAGUGAGGAUGAUAUGUCAGUUGUAGUUUCACUUGCUACAAGUGAAGUUGCUAUAUCAGCCUCACUUGUAGCAAGUGAAACUACAACUGACAUAUCAUCCUCACUUGUAGCAAGUGAAACUACAAAUGAUAGAUCAGCUUCACUUGUAGAAAGUGAAACUACAACUAAUAUAGCAGCUACACUAAGGAGACUUCCUUUCUCACAAAAAAUUACACCAUAUUUAUCAUUGCACCUUGCAAAAGAAACGACAGUGACGGGUGGGGAUGAACCCACAGUCACUCCAGAAAUAGAAACGGGAGACUGGGAUGGUCUCUUAUCGUGGAACGCCAAUACCAUUCUGGUUUUCGUAAUUCUCCCCUGUACGCUCUGUGUAGCAGUCUUCUUAGCCUUGAUGGCUGUGAACUACUUCACCAGGAGAUGGACGAUACAUCGUCCGCGGCAUGCUAUACAAGGCAAAGGUAAUUGCCUCGAGAAUUGUCGUUACUUUCACCCACAGCUGACGGCAGAUACCAUAAAACCACAUGCAAGAUACAUCAACAUAAAUAACCAGAGAAUUCCUUAUGAUACUUACCAUAUAUAUGAGGAAAUCGACUAA
Cryptotermes secundus is the source of this 1497-nucleotide messenger RNA. RefSeq names its product oligodendrocyte-myelin glycoprotein. Bases 1 to 1497 code for a protein of 498 amino acids. Gene Ontology annotation, molecular function: protein binding. The record is from RefSeq and is a predicted model, not a curated record. NCBI's taxonomy places the organism in Eukaryota, Metazoa, Arthropoda, Insecta, Blattodea, Kalotermitidae. Gene Ontology annotation, cellular component: plasma membrane. The transcript has a single exon.